Messenger RNA from Chaetomium globosum CBS 148.51, 3873 nucleotides. RefSeq lists its product as uncharacterized. The transcript is spliced from 2 exons. The record is from RefSeq and is a predicted model, not a curated record. Bases 1 to 3873 code for a protein of 1290 amino acids. Gene Ontology annotation, molecular function: protein binding. Lineage: Eukaryota; Fungi; Ascomycota; Sordariomycetes; Sordariales; Chaetomiaceae.
AUGACUCUCGGUCGUCGUGUUAACACGGCUAGUUGUCCGAGCUAUUCUUGGGAUCGAAUGCACCGUCGCCACCUUGUCGUGCCCUCUAGCGCCAUGCUGGAGAGGACUGCGACGAGCAUUGAGCCGUGCAGCAGCAGCCUCCAGCGAGCUCUCCCCUCGGCCAGGUCCUGUUUGCAAAACCGCCGCAAGCUUCAUAUCGCCUUCUUUCACCAUGGUGCUGCCGAAAUUGAGCUCCUCGACGCUUAUCAGGCCCUCAUGCGGCAGGCCCCGGCCGAGUCGAAGAACCAAGCGAUACCAACGAAACACAACCAGAGAGCCGAAGCCAUGUCAACAUCUGGCCUCCUUCUCGACUUCCUGUACCCUAGUGGAACCGCCGCGCUCUUGCGGAGGCCGUAUCCGAUCCACCCGGUGCGUCUGGAGUCGGCAUCGAGGCCACAAAACCACCUGUCGCGCCUCUUUACGUCCGCCGCCUCUCCUCGUCGGUCCAAUCAGCCCUCGAAACAGCAUGGCGCUGCCGAUGAACCCGCCGGCUUAGAAGGGGCAGAAGAGGCAGAAGAGGAAGGCCUCGGGGAGGAACGAGACCACGAACAGGAGACCACGGCUGAGGAUGCUAAAGAAAAUGCCGCCUUUGCAACUCCUGGAAUGUUGCGUAAACUGCUAUAUUCGGACCGCGUCGGGGCCUACGAUCAAAUUUUCCAACACUACAUGAAACUCGAUCCGAGCUUGAGGGGCGACUUUACCACAGACGUGCUGCUUGCUAUCUCGGCAUCAACCCGGCCGAUCGAGGCGUGGAGAGUCAACGAUCUAUUCGCCAAGUAUCAGCUCGACGAGUGGACCGAGGAACUUGUCCGCGCGGCAGUCAAGGCGCAGCUCACGCUGCACAAAGUUCCGGAAGCCAUGGCGAUUUACAGACUUGCCCUGGAGCAGCGCGGCCUCGGGGGGGCUCUAGAUUACAUUGCCGCCUAUGGAUUCGAGCUGUCGUCAUGGAACCUCGUUCUCGAAGCCUGGGAGCUCUACCUAAGCAUCAAGGGUAAUGAGGAGCCGGUGUAUGCGCCAUCGGCUCGGGUUAUCGGAGAGACUGCCAAGUCUCCAGAAGGAGAUGAAAUGAGUCAAGGGGCUGAGUCGACGCAGGCCGCCGGCAUCGAUUCUACCCCUGAGCCAGGGACUGCACAGGAGGAUGGGUUAAGUGGCACGCAGAUACCAGAUGGUGAUCCAGGGGUUGGAGCAUCGGCUGUUCAAGAACCCCAAGCUCUGUCGGAGCCAACAGGUGAGCAAACAGAAACAAAUGAUCCUGGCUCGGAGGUUGGGCAGCUUCAAGAACCACGGCCGGGGAACGGGUCUGGAUUCCCGACUCUGGCGGCGGCGACAGAUUUUGAGGCCAAAGUGAAAGAGCUGUACAAGUUCCUGGAGAACAACCCCGAAACCCUGUCUGAGCGCACUGCCCUCGUCGACUCCUUUCUCAGGCAUCUCGUCAGACACUCGCUGGAGCUGUUCCGGGCUUCCGACGUCGUUUUUAUGCUCCACCGUGCCGAGGAUCCACGCUCCUACGAGCGCUUCAUAAUUUCCAGCGCGGAGCAGGACCGGAAGCGGCUUGCCGGCGAUCUGUACAGAAAAUACAGGGCGCUCCCCGGCGUGCGGGUGGACGAAUCCGUUCUUCGGGUCAUGAUUGACGUCUUUUUCCCAAACAAUGUUGUGGGGAUGGAACAACUCCUCGAGGACUGGUACCGUGGUUAUGGCCAGUUGGACCAGAGAGCGUACCAUAAGUACAUGGCUUUCUAUGGUGGACGCGGUGAUGUCAAGUCCAUCACACGGCUGGUCGAGGAAUAUACCAAGCACUUUAACGUCAAUCCCCAGGAUGAGCCAAGAUUUAUCAACACACUCAUGCAGGCCCAUGCUGUCAGGGGCGAUCCCGAAGCCGCCCGCCAAGUCAUGGUGGAUGCUGCCGAGAGGACAGGUGAGGCACCAGUCAUGAAGCAGUGGAACAUCUUGAUGAACGCCCACACCAAGGCUGGAGAUUACAAAGGUGCCAUUGAACUCUUCUCGCAAAUUUGCGAAGAACUCGAACCGGACGAUUACACCUUUGGAACCAUGAUGGGCAUGGCUGGCUUCCGCGGUGAUUUGCAGUUCACGCUCGAGCUGUUUCAGCUUGCGAGGGACCGGAACGUACAGCCAGAUUCGGCCAUGGUGAAGGCGUUGGUUGAGGCGUACUGCCAGAAUGACCGGUUUGCCGAAGCUGAAAAGCUCUGUGUCAGCGUUACUAAGAAAAAGGAGAUGCCCGGCAAUUAUACCCUGCUUUGGAACACGCUUCUCCAACACAACGCGAGGCGGCGAGACCUGUCCACCGUCAACCGGCUGCUGGAGUUCAUGUCCUCGCAGGGGGUCGUUUACAACCAGGAGACAUACAGUCAUCUCCUUCUUGCCCUGCUAUACGCCCGGCAGUCGCAUCAUGCCAUGCAUCUUCUACGAGUCGCCCAUCGUGAAGGCGUAUUCGAGCCUACGGCCGAUCACUUCGUCCUCCUUAUGGCGGCCUUCAUCAACAGCGGCGAGCCACACAUGACGCUGAAGACCAACCAACUGAUGGCCCAAAUGAAUUUCCCGCAAUCAGCUAUGCGUAUGACUAAAGUCAUUGACGCGCUAGGGAGAUGGCAACAGCUGCCGUCCAGCAAGCGGCGAGGCGUCGGGGCCGAGCACUUUUUGAAAAAGAUUCUCCACGAUUUCUACAAGGCCAUGGAACGGGAGGACCAAGGCGCGCCCGACGACAUCCGUUCCGUCAUCGGUCUCUACUCCAAGGUGCUCUUUAUCUUGACGCAGAUGCGCGAGCACGCCACGGUGCAGCAACUUAUUAACCUCCACAACACCCGCUACCCCGCGCGUGCAUCCCAGGAGACGGUCCCACUCAAACUGCUCCACCAGAUCAUGCUCGCCGACUUCUUCGAGAAGAAGUACCAGCGUGUCCACGAGACGUGGGCUCUCAUCCUCAAGCGCACCAGCAAGCGCUACCAGCCCGCCUCGUCCCACCUUAACCCAGACGAGAACGACGAUCCAGAAAACCCCUCCAAACCGGUCGUCUACGCACAGCGCUUCCGGCUCUGCGACCCUCUUAAGACAAUGCAGCGACUGUUCCUCGAGGAGAAGGACCCGGACGGCCUGCUCGCCCUAGUCGCCACGGUCCGCCAGCGCGGGUUCGACCUCGACAGCAAGAACUGGAACUACCACGUGCAAGCUCUCGCGCGGCUCAAGAAAUGGCGCGAGGCCUUCACCGUCUGCGAGAAGGUGCUCAUGCCGCAGUGGGCCGGCUGGUACGCGGUGCGCGCCGAGGGCCAAGUCAAGAACCAGGUGCCGCUGGAACUGCGCCGCGCGGGCACCAACCCGCACCGGCCGCGGCCCAUCGCCCACACCCUGCUCGUUCUGGCCAAGGAGUAUAUGGAUUUGGAGCAGAUGAUGCUCUGGUCGCGCGAGGCGAGCCGCCAGUUCCAGUACAUCAACGAGAGCUGCACCAAGACGGUGAGGGCGGUUACAAGCAUGCAUCGUUCCGGCUCGCGGCUAGAGGCGCAGAUCUUUGGGGAGGCCAGGAGGAAGGGCUUGGAGGAGGUGCCAGAGCCGGAGCCUGAAGAUGAGGAAGAGGAGGAAGGUGGUGAGGGAGAGGACGGCGAGGAGGGCGUGGCGAAGAAGAGGAAAGAGGAUGAGGCGACAUGGAAGGGUGGCCGGUUGAUCAGGACUGAUGAGAAAAAGAAAGUGAAGCGCCCUGAGCCUCAGGUUUGGUCCGAGGGCGGGUUCCUGAAUGUGGGAGACGCAUCCCAGAUUAAAAAGGGGGAUCAGGACCUGUCGGAGGAGGAUAUCAUCAACGCCUUAAAGGACGGGGACGGUCAGUGA